Messenger RNA from Chrysochloris asiatica (Cape golden mole), 939 nucleotides. RefSeq names its product olfactory receptor 4K3-like. Gene Ontology annotation, molecular function: G protein-coupled receptor activity; olfactory receptor activity. The transcript has a single exon. The coding region runs from base 1 to 939 and encodes 312 amino acids. The record is from RefSeq and is a predicted model, not a curated record. Lineage: Eukaryota; Metazoa; Chordata; Mammalia; Afrosoricida; Chrysochloridae. Gene Ontology annotation, cellular component: membrane. Gene Ontology annotation, biological process: G protein-coupled receptor signaling pathway.
AUGGAAGACGCAAAUGAGUCUGUAGUGCCUGAGUUUAUUUUUAGUGGACUUUGUAAUUCAACGGCGCUCCAAACCUUCCUUGUACUGCCAUUUUCUGUACUCUACUUGAUGACUGUUGUUGGAAACCUCCUGGUUGUGGUCUUGAUCAUCUCUGAUCUUCAUCUCCAUUCUCCCAUGUACUUCCUCUUGGCUAAUCUCUCAUUCAUUGACUUCUGCCUUUCCUCAGUCACCACCCCUAAAUUAACCACUGACUUACUAAAGGAUAAUAAGAUCAUCUCCUUUGGGGGUUGCAUGAGUCAGAUUGUCUGUGUACAUUUCUUUGCAGGUGGUGAGAUGGUGCUGCUUGUGACAAUGGCCUAUGACCGCUAUGUGGCCAUCUGCAAACCACUCCAUUACUCCAGCAUCAUGAAUAGACAAAAGUGUCUCUGGCUGGUUUUGAUAUCAUGGAUCAUUGGCUUUGUGCAUGCCAUGAGUCAACUGGCAAUGAUUUUGGAACUGCCAUUCUGUGGACCCAGAGUAGUGGACAGUUUUUUCUGUGAUAUCCCAUUGGUGAUCAAACUAGCCUGCAUGGAUACUCAUAUUCUGGGAGCAUUGAUAAAUGCCGACAGUGGGUUCUUGGCAACAACCUGCUUCAUUCUCUUGCUGAUCUCCUACACUUAUAUCCUCCUAACUGUUCGCCUUCACUCCAAGGAUGGGGCAUCAAAGGCGCUCUCCACCUGCACUUCUCACAUCACAGUGGUGGUGCUGUUCUUUGGACCCUGCAUCUUCAUCUAUUUGUGGCCACUCAGCAUCACUUGGGUGGACAAGUUUCUUGCUGUGUUUUACACAGUCAUUACUCCUCUUCUGAAUCCAGCCAUUUACACACUGAGAAAUAAAGAGAUUAAAAAUGCCAUGAAAAGACUGAUACGUCAGCGUUUGGGUUCAAGAGAUCAUUUUUAA